Molecule: messenger RNA, 285 nt
Organism: Dicrocoelium dendriticum
Lineage: Eukaryota; Metazoa; Platyhelminthes; Trematoda; Plagiorchiida; Dicrocoeliidae
Source: the annotation of a GenBank genome assembly
AUGAGAAAUAAUGCAGAUGAUCUCAAGGGGAGGGGUGGGGGUGGGGUGGGGGGGGUGUGGGUGGGUGUGUGGGGGGGGGGGGGGGAGGGGGGGGGGGGGGGGGGGGUGGGGGGGGGGGGGGGAUGGGUGGGGGGGGGGGGGGGGUGUGUUGGGGGGUGUUUUGAUAUUUGUUAUUUUUGUUUUGGGGGGUGUAGAGAAUUGAAAUGCCUAUUUAUUUUGGUUGUGUUAAAGAUGAACAAUGACACAGCAGAAUGCACCGCUAAAGAUGUGUCCUCCGUUGCUUAG